GAGGCCAAGGCUACUAAUUCUUAGUGUUCCACACUAAGGGGUUCUUUGACUAGGGAGUAAACAUGGGAAGGAGAACUACAUAUUUAUUCAUCCUCCAUAUUUCAUGGAUCUUAUGUGAAAAUGUCUUAUCUCUGCCUACACCAAGAGUUUUAGAAUACGAUGUGGAUGGUGGAAGGGACAUGGACAUCUUUGAUAUCAAUGAAGAGGCUGGGUUAAACCUGGUGGAGGGGGAUAUUGAGCUUGAUGAGAAACAAGGCCGGAAUUCUAUAAUAGGGGAUCAAUACAGAUGGCCAAAGACUGUUCCCUACUACUUUGAGGAUGACUUGGAGAUCAAUGCAAAAGGUGUUAUCCUGAAGGCCUUUGAACAGUACCGGCUGAAGACCUGCAUCGACUUCAACCCUUGGGAAGGAGAGCACAACUACAUUUCCAUUUUCAAAGGAAGCGGUUGUUUCUCAUCUGUGGGUAACCAACAUGUGGGGAAACAGAGGUUGUCCAUCGGGAACAAUUGUGACCGCAUUGCGACCAUCGAACACGAAUUCCUCCAUGCACUGGGUUUCUGGCAUGAGCAGUCACGGUCGGACCGCGAUGACUACGUCACCAUCCUGUGGGACCGCAUCUCUGAGGGUAAGGAACACAACUUCAACACGUACAAUGACACCAUGUCCAGUUCUCUGGGUGUCCCCUACGACUACGGUUCCAUGAUGCACUACAGUAAGACUGCGUUCAGGAACGGUACCGAGCCCACAAUCGUCACCAAGAUCCCCGCCUUCGCUGAUGUCAUCGGUCAGCGCAUGGAGUUCAGUGAUAAUGACCUGCUCAAGCUACGGCGCCUCUACAACUGCACACGCUCCUCCACUUUCCUGGACACCUGCGACUUUGAGAGGGAGAACAUCUGUGGUAUGAUCCAGGGGCUGGGGGACCAGGCAGAAUGGACUAGAGUGACCCAGGCGCCUGGCGGGCCCAAUAUGGACUACUCCAACAUGGGCAAAUGCACCGGCUCAGGCUACUUCAUGCACUUGAGCACUGCCACGGGCAAACCAGCAGACACAGCCAGGCUGGAGAGCAGACUGCUCUACCCCAAGAGAGGCUACCAGUGCCUGCAGUUCUUCCUCUACAACGGUGGUGGCGCCAACGAUCAGCUGGUGAUCCUUGUCCGAGAGUACGAUGAAGCCCACCCCAACGGGACCCUGCGUGUUAUUCAGCCCAUAGUUGCACCACCUCAAGACCUAUGGCACCUGCACCACGUGAGCCUGAACGUGGCUAAGAAGUUCCGGGUGGUGUUCGAGGGUAUCAAGGGUGACGCCCCCUCCACAGGUGGUCUCUCCCUGGACGACAUCAACCUCUCCGAGACUACCUGCCCCGACCACGUGUGGCGGGUGAAGAACUUCAGCCACAUCAUGGAGACCACUCCUAACGACAAACCCAUCUACAGCCCCCCGUUCAAGUCCAGAGAGGGCUACACCUUCCAGAUGGGGCUCUACCCCAGUGGGAAGGAGGGCUACCCGGGGGAGCUUUCUGCCUACGCCCACCUGGUGACCAUGACCGGUGACACAGAGGUGCGGAAGUGGCCGUGCCCGUGGAAACAGAUGACCAUGAUGCUGUUUGACCAGAACCCAGACAUCAUGAGGCGUAUGAACAACCAGCGCAGUGUCACCACCGAUCCUACUAAGAAACUCAGUGAGACUUCAGAGCUGUUCUUCUGGGAUGACCCUCGUAAGGUGGGCGUUGAAGUGUCAGAGGCGGACGGGACCAAAUAUUUUCGUGGGCCGGGUGCCGGGACAACCGCGUACCUCACCCAUGGCAGGGCCAAGAGCAGGGACUUCAUCAAGGGGGGAGACGCCAUCUUCCUGCUUACCAUGGAGGAUGUGUCACAUCUUACGGUGACCCAGCCCGUACCCUCCUCCACAUUGCCACCAGUCACCACGAUUACCACCGCCAUAUUGCCACCUACUGACCCCUGCACUAAGGUCACAUGUGGGAAUGAGGGAGUCUGUGUGGUGGAUGCUGGAAAUGCUCUUUGCAGGUGUGCAGUUGGUGAUGACUGGUGGUACUAUGGAGAGAGUUGUCAGUAUCAGGGUUCCACCCAGGACACGAUGACCACAGCGCUUAUAGCCUCUUUCUCUGUGCUGGGUGGCAUGCUGGUGGUGACUGCAGUCAGUGUGGUGUGUGUGAAGAGGAAAAACAAGAACAGUGGAGGUGGAGGAGACAGGGGCAUGACCAUGUCCAAUGUCACCGUCACAGGAAUGUAAUGUUUUUUCCCUGCCAGAACCAAAUCUAAUCAUGGCCAGCAUUAAGUAGAUGAAGAAGUUAACUGCAAAAGUUACAACUCCUUCAAAUAUAAAAUUACAAAAGAUCUACUGGAAAUUCCACUUGUCUCUUCCCAAUAAUUAUCUGCCUAUCAGCCAUGUAUUUUGAUCAGCCUGUUCAUUUUACAUGAAUUGUAGUUUCUUUGUGUAUGUAAAUCUCCAAUUAUUUGUUUCUGUCUUAAAUCGGAUUACUUUUCUUGUGUUAAAUGUUAAUUUAAUUUUUGUUUAAACACUUGAAAGGGGGAAGUGCUCUA
Salvelinus fontinalis (brook trout) is the source of this 2560-nucleotide messenger RNA. RefSeq names its product meprin A subunit beta b (gene mep1bb). Gene Ontology annotation, biological process: proteolysis. Gene Ontology annotation, cellular component: membrane. Gene Ontology annotation, molecular function: metalloendopeptidase activity; protein binding; zinc ion binding. Bases 63 to 2249 code for a protein of 728 amino acids. The record is from RefSeq and is a predicted model, not a curated record. NCBI's taxonomy places the organism in Eukaryota, Metazoa, Chordata, Actinopteri, Salmoniformes, Salmonidae. The transcript has 14 exons.